CCAUGACGUCACGACACAGUACUUAUACUCGACCUCAGCCCGCUCUCGUCACAUAUUGUUUAACGGCCACUAACCGCAACUGUCUCAUAUCGACCGACGUCCUAAAGCAAGCACGAGAUGGCACGUACCAAGCAGACUGCUCGUAAAUCUACUGGAGGAAAGGCGCCAAGGAAGCAGCUCGCUACCAAGGCAGCCAGGAAGAGCGCACCGUCCACGGGAGGAGUGAAGAAGCCCCAUCGUUACAGACCUGGAACUGUGGCUCUGAGGGAGAUCCGUCGUUACCAGAAGUCCACAGAGUUGCUCAUCCGCAAGCUGCCCUUCCAGCGUCUGGUGAGAGAAAUUGCACAGGAUUUCAAGACAGAUCUGCGUUUCCAGAGCGCAGCUAUCGGAGCUCUUCAGGAAGCCAGCGAGGCUUAUCUGGUGGGUCUGUUUGAGGACACGAACCUGUGCGCCAUCCACGCCAAACGUGUCACCAUCAUGCCCAAAGACAUCCAGCUGGCUCGUAGGAUAAGAGGAGAGAGGGCCUAAGCGGCAAAUUAUCCUAUUUAUCGUACCAUUUUUGUGGACAUUUUAUUUCUUGGGUAUUUUUUACAAGUUUUCUUUGGAUUUUUUGUAUUUUAGAUCAAGAUCAAUCAUUCCACAAGCCCGGGUACCCUUAAGAUAGUUGGAAAUGUUGUGCAGUUAAGAGUGUCUUGCCGAGUAUUCCAUUCAUUGGGUCAUUACUCCAGCCAUCGCAUCACCCUUCGAGCUCAUUGUGGACAUCAGGCUCCACCUUGGGAUGGGAGUUGUCUAAGGGAUAAAUUCUUCGCAUCUUCUUUGGGGGGUCCAGGGUCUCUUCACCCGCCUACCACUCGUCACAAAAUGCCAGCACGUCCUGCUCAGCCAGUCUCACUGCAGUGUUGGUAUCUGUUGAUACUCUACACUCUGUGACUGGGAGCAUGGCCCCCCCUCCUGUAUUUUUCUGGACUUCUUUUUACAUGUUUUUCAACAUAAACCUUGGCAGCUACAUUUAAUACUAUUUAUGAAAAUGUUGUCGCGUGUCUUUCUAUUAAAGGUCUUUAUGAGUAGAAA
Anarrhichthys ocellatus (wolf-eel) is the source of this 1071-nucleotide messenger RNA. RefSeq names its product histone H3.3. The coding region runs from base 118 to 528 and encodes 136 amino acids. The record is from RefSeq and is a predicted model, not a curated record. Gene Ontology annotation, cellular component: nucleosome. Lineage: Eukaryota; Metazoa; Chordata; Actinopteri; Perciformes; Anarhichadidae. Gene Ontology annotation, molecular function: structural constituent of chromatin; DNA binding; protein heterodimerization activity. The transcript has 4 exons.